Molecule: messenger RNA, 4974 nt
Organism: Closterium sp. Naga37s-1
Lineage: Eukaryota; Viridiplantae; Streptophyta; Zygnematophyceae; Desmidiales; Closteriaceae
Source: the annotation of a GenBank genome assembly
AUGGGAAGCUCGAGCUCCGCCAAGAAGUCCCCGCGCGCGCGCGCGGAGCAGAAGGCGGAAAAAUCUCCGCGUAAGCGGAAAACCUCCGCCGGGGAAGCUGACGGGGCCAAUGCGGAGGUAGGCGGAGGCGCAGCGGGUGCUGGCGGAGCGGAUGGCUCCGCGAAGCGGCGGAAAGUUUCGCGGAAGGCGGAAGUGACAGCGGAAGGCGCGGCGGAGAGGUCCGCUGUGGCGGCUUCCGCCAAAGACGAGCGGAAGAACGAAAAGGGCGACGUGGGCUCGGGGGAAGGGGACAAUUCGUCUUAUAUUUUUAAAGGGAUUUCUCUAGACGAGGACGUAAACGCAUUGGUCGCGGAACGAGAGAACGCGUCGCGGAAGGGUCCAGGAAAGUCCGCCAAAAAAGGGAUAAAGGAGUCUAAGAAUGAGCUUAAGAAGGAUAAGAAAAAGGGGAAUACUAAGAAGGGGCGUGCGGAACGAUCAGAUGCGCAGCCGGCGGGGAAAGCGGGGGGAGCGGGGAGAGCGGAAGAGGCGAAGCGGGCGAGAGAAGCGGGGAUGACCGAGGCGCAGCGGCAGGAGGAGAGGGGGAAGGAAGAGCUGAGGGCGCAAGGGUACAAGGAGGAGGAUUUCAAGGUGAGCGUGGGGAACCUGUGUGGGGGGAGGGGAGGGGGGGGGAGGGAGGUGUGGGGGAGGGAGAUGGGGGAGGAGGGAGCAGAGAGAGAGAGAGAAGCGCUGAAGGCGCAAGGGUACAAGGAGGACGAUUUUAAGGUGCUGGCAGCGAUAGCACUGGAUGCAGUGAGGAGGGGCGCGUGGGGCAGCAAGGGGGACUGGGGGACGUGGCUGCAGGGCAGGGGGAGAACCCUUCCCCUCCAAAAGCGCCCCUGGGGGAAGGGCGGAGGCAGGGGAUUCGGGGGAGGAGCAGGGGGAAGGGGCGGAGGGGGGAGGGGAGGAAUGGGGGGAGGUGGUGCGGGGGGAAGGGGGUUUGGGGGAGGGGGAGGAGGGGGGAGGGGAUGGGGAGGGGGAGGUGGGGGAGGGGGAGGCUUCUGGGAGCCUGUGAGCCGGCAGCCUUGGGUGCUGGUGGCGGGGUUUGUGGCAUCGCUGGAAGAGGCUGGGAAUUUCCGAGUCAAGAAGGUGAGUGAGACGCAUGGCUGUAUGUAUGGUUGCACGGGUUGCAUUUCACACCGCACCUGCCAGUCACCUGAGAGCAGACAGCCGUGGGUGCUGGUGGCGGGGUUUGUGACAUCGUUGGAAGAGGCUGGGAAUUUUCGAGCCAAGAAGGUGAGUGUGUGUGUGAGUUGCUACAGCAGCACAGAGCGUUGCAGCAGCAGGGGAGGAGACGAGAGGGAUGCACAUACAAUGUUCACUCGCUCAUUUUCUUCUCCCUUCUUGCUUCCUCCCGUUUCCCCUCCCAUUCAUACACAGUUGCUACAGCAGCACAGAGCGUUGCAGCAGCAGAGGGAGGAGCGGGAGGGGAAAGGGUCUUUUGCAGAGGCUGGAAUGAAGGAGAGCAACAAGAAGAUCACGUGGUUGCUUCGAUGCACUCGCACCCACUGCCGCUACAAGAAGGCCUUCACAUUUCCAUCAUUCAUGGAGACGUGGGAUGAUGAGGAACCCAUGGAGCUGACACGCGUCUCUGUGGUGGAUGGCACAGGCAAGGUGCUGUUGGAUCGGCUGGUGAAACCACAGCGAGAAGUGAAGUCGUACGUGACUGAGAUCACUGGGCUGAAGGAGGGGGAUUUCAAGACGGUCACAUACACGUGGGAGGACGCACAGCGUGAUGUGGCGGCUCUCUUAACCCCCACCACCGUGCUCGUGGGGCAUCACGUGUCUGGUGACAUGGAUGUACUCAAGAUAGACCACCCGCUGGUCAUCGACACAUCGCUGCUCUACCGCUAUGCAUCAAUGGACUCCAAUAUGUCCACCGUGCAGCUACCCCUGGCUCUCGUUGCUCUACUACCCCUGGCCCUUGUUGCCUUGGUGAGUACUUCACUGCAUGCUAUUCUAUCCCACCUCAACCCCGAGCCCGUCUCUCUUCCGCUAUUCAUCAAUGGACUCCCACAUGUCUACCGUGCAACUACCCCUGGCUCUUGUCGCUCUGGUGAGUACUCCUCACUCACUGCGUGGCCUUGCAUUGGCAUUGAUGGCCUUGGGUUGGUCAUCGACUCAUCGCUAUUCAUCAAUGGACUCCCAUAUGUCUUCCGUGCAACUACCCCUGGCCCUCGUUGCUCUGGUACGUCAUGCUCACGCACGACCUGGGGUACAAGAUGCGCCAAGGCAGCACAUCGCACCACGACAGUGUGGAAGACUCACUCGUUCCCGUCCAAGUGCUUCAAGCGACCACCAGCCUUCCCUCACCCCUCCCCCAUCUCCUACCUCCCGCUGUUUCAGCGAGACCUGGGGUACAAGAUGCGCCAAGGCAGCACAUCACACCACGACAGUGUGGAAGACUCACUCGUUCCCAUCCGACUGGUUCAGAAAGCCAUGAGCACUCCCGCCCUCCUCCCCACGCCCAUCCAGCCGCUCUCUGCCAUUGUAAGUGCCAACCACCACCUAUCAGACCUCCUUCCAAGUGAGGCGGUUGCUUGCCUCACUCGUUUCGCUCCACUCCGCCUCACUCCACUCCCUCUCCUCCCACUCACUCUAUCUCGCUCCUCUUGCCUCUCUCGUUUCACUCCACUCCCGUUCCCUCACUCUCUCUCCUCCUACUCACUCCAUCUCACUCCUCUUGGCUCACUCGUUUCAUUCCACUCCCGCUCUCUCCACCCUCUCCACCCCCACUCACUCCAUGUCACUCCUCUUGACUCCUUGCUUUCACUCCCCUCCCGCUCACCCACUCCCCUCCCUCUCACCCACUCCACCCUCUCUCCCUGCCAGGUUGGCAACUACCUGAUGGGGGAGCUGACCAUUGACGCGCUGCCACGUGGCACCACUACAGAGAUGAUCCUUGCCUUGCUGGCGCAUUACGAGAGGAGGAGGAUGGAAGCGAAGAGGGGGGAGGAGGAAGAGAAGGGGGAAAGGGAGGGGCAGGAGGAGGCAAAGGAGGGAGGAAAGGGCAAGACUGGGAAGAAGGGAAAGAAGGGGGAUAAGGGGAAGAAGGGGAAAAAGGGUGAGGAGGCGGGAGAGGAGAAGGGGGAAGAAAAAGGGGAGAGGGAGAAGGCGAGUGUGAGGAAGGAUGGCGAGGGGAAGGAGGGGCAGGCAAAUGAGGAAGAGGCAAAAAAGGAAGAGGAGGAGGAUGAGGCAAGAAUCUGGGUGUUGGGGCAGCUGCUGGAUGAUGAAGACGACAUGAUGCCAUGGGUGCCGGUAGGUGGUGUGAUGGGAUGCUAUAGCUGCAGCAUGCACGGCAUGAGGGCAUUGGGGGAUGAGGCAAGAAUCUGGGUGUUGGGGCAGCCACUGGAUGAUGAAGACGACAUGAUGCCAUGGGUGCCGGUAGGUGGCGAUGGGUGCCGAAACCUCGACUCAGCGGCAGGGGCGAUGGCUGCUUCUCUCGCGUGCACUACCCCUUCCCCUCCUCCGCCUUUUCACCUUCUUGGUCUCCUUUUCCUGAUGAAAACGCCCUCUCCCCCUUCCCCCCUCGCCCCCCUCCCACAGAAACCCCGACUCAGCGGCAGGGGCGAUGGCUGCUUCUCUCGCGUGCACUACCCCUUCCCCUACACUCUUCCAUUCCCUCUUUUUGGCAGGGGUGAUGGCUGCUUCUCUCGCGUGCACUACCCCUUCCCCUCCUCUGCUCUCGCGCUCUUCCAAUCCCUCCCAGGGGAGAUUGAAGUGGAUCCCUGGGGGCGGUGGAAGAAGAGGAUUCCUGUGCCAGAGCACCUGCAGAAGCACAUUUACUUUAUCGAAUACACCAGGGACGAAGGCGGUAACAGCGGUAACCCUGUUUACCGGCCUGCGACAGAAGUGGUGGUGGCGUGUGGCGGCGAUGGUAACCGCAUGAUCCACGGGGUUGGGGCGAAGAUGCUUAGGGCAAUGAGGGAUCAGCUUACCCUUGUGUGUGAUGAUGCAGAUGAUGUGUGGGAUGUGCUUGUUGGGAGGGAAGAGAAGGAUGGGGAGGAAGAGGAGGAGGUGAGGCAGCUGGAGCCACAGCAGGAGGAGAAGCAGUUGGAGCAGACGAGGGUGAGAGAUGAGAUUAUGGCAAAGGCGAGAGCGGAUAUGAAGGCUAAGUGGAAGCAGCUUCUUGCUAUGGACGAAACGGACGAGCGCUUAGUUGAAAGUCUUUUAAGGAGUAGUUAUUAUGAUGCGGUGGCGGCAGUGGAGAGGGCGAGAGGGGAGGGUGGGGGAGGGAAGGGAGGGGAGGGGGAGGAAGAGGUGGAGGUGGAGGUUGGAGAGGAGGGGAUGGAGCGAGCGAUUAGAGAGCUGAUUUUGCGGCUGCAAAGAAAACAGGAGCUGCAGCAGCAGCAGCAGCAGCAGGGAACAUUGCCUCAAGGGCUGGUUGAUGGGAGUAUGCGUGAUGGUGCUGCUAAUGUGGGGGAGUUGAGAAGGAGGUUAGUGCAUAGGGAGAUGGAGGUUGAGGUUUUGCAGAGGAUGGUGAUGUUCCUUGGGCAUAGACUGUGGGAGGAAGAGGGGGAGGAGGAGGAGGAGGAGGGAGAGGAGGGAGCGGAUGAGAUGGAGUAUGAGAUAGAAGAGGGGUUUGUGAGGGGGGAGGGAGGAGGGAUGGGGAAUGGGGUGGGGGGAGGAGGGAAGGAGGAGGAGGAGGAGGAGGAGGAGGAGGAGGAGGAGGAGGAGGAGGAGGAGGAGGAGGAGGAGGAGGAGGAGGAGGAGGAGGAGGAAGAGGAGGAAGAGGAAGAGGAGGAGGAGGAGGAGGAGGAGGAGGAGGAGGAGGAGGAGGGAGGAGAGGAGGGAGGAGAGGAGGGAGGAGAGGGGGGAGAGGAGGAAGAAGAGGAGGAAGUAGAGGAGGAAGAAGAGGAGGAAGAAGAGGAGGAAGAAGAGGAGGAAGAAGAGGAGGAAGAAGAGGAGGUAGAAGAGGAGGAGGAUGAGGAGGAAUAA